GGUUUGUCGCAUGUUUGAUGUAAAUAGUGCAUUGAGGGCUGUUUUGGUCACACAAUUGCACUUUUAUUUCUUAAAAAAAUCAAAUUAUCUCCUCUAUUCUGAAUCAGGUCAUUCGGCAGAAUGUCCGAAACCAAGUCCAAGAUUUUCAGCAGCGAGGAAUAUGACCAGGUUGUCCAGUACAUGAUGGGCGGACUGUCCAGGUAUCGGGAGAACAUCAUCGUUCCUCGCAACAUGGGUCCAGUCACAAUAAAAACGAACGAAGAAAAAAUGGUUGAAGGCUUUUUCGAGAGCUGUUUCUUCAAGUCAGGCAUGAGCUGCGUGUUAGGCUACGGUUUGGGGGCGGCUAUUGGCCUUUUCUCGGCUAGUGUGAACCCGACCAUCACCGGACAGGAUGCAAAACAGCAGACGGCCAAGGAAGUGUUCAAAGAUCUGAAGGUGUCCACUCUGAGUUAUGCAAAGAAUUUUGCACUCAUCGGUCUUAUGUUUUCUGCAGUCGAAUGCACCAUAGAAACGCAUCGAGGAAAGAGCGAUUGGAGAAAUGGAACGUAUGCCGGCGGAGUCACCGGCGGCUUGUUGGGGUUGAGAGCUGGGCUGAAGGCAGGAAUUUUUGGUGCGGUAGGCUUUGCAGCUUUUUCGACAGCAAUUGAUUAUUAUAUGAGAGGACACUAAUAUAACGAAUUUGUGCAAGUUUAUUAGAGUGCAGAGACUGUGAUUAUUAUUUUGUUAAGCUCGAAGAGAAAUAAAAUGUUGACAUUAUAAAUGAUAAGAUGUAAAAUAUUAUUUCCAAAAUAUUACUAAAUGGCAAGUAGCAAAAAAAAAUUAUAAUAGAGUAACAGUGGUAAAAUAACAAG
Neocloeon triangulifer is the source of this 851-nucleotide messenger RNA. Its product is annotated as mitochondrial import inner membrane translocase subunit Tim22. The record is from RefSeq and is a predicted model, not a curated record. Gene Ontology annotation, molecular function: transmembrane protein transporter activity. Bases 121 to 669 code for a protein of 182 amino acids. Gene Ontology annotation, cellular component: TIM22 mitochondrial import inner membrane insertion complex. Gene Ontology annotation, biological process: protein insertion into mitochondrial inner membrane. Lineage: Eukaryota; Metazoa; Arthropoda; Insecta; Ephemeroptera; Baetidae. The transcript is spliced from 4 exons.